UUAGGGUAUUGUUUAAAGACCAUAGAAAUCUCAAAUUGUGGCUCAGUGUGCCUCGUGAGAGGGGCUGCUGAGCUGCACAGUGGGAAGAGAGGGACAGAGGAGGCAGCCUGAAAAGGAAGCACGACUCGCUUAUCGCGUCAUUCUGGGUAUAGGCGUUUAGCAGGAAACAGCCUUUCCUCUCGGAUUGUCGCAGUAGGAACAAACACACAAUUUUGUCUUUGCUCAAUGCACCCCUCGGCACAGAACACGCGGAAGCCGGUCAGAAGGAAAAAUGCCUCCUUCGAUAGAGAUAGCUGUUCUGCUCCUCGGCGUCUUGGCUUUGGAGACGCGCCGGAGUGCCAGCGCGCUGCACAUCCAACAGGCAUUCGAGUCCACAAAUCAGACUAAUAACUUCGUGGUGGACCCGGUGUCCAGAAAGGUCUAUCUGGCCACCGUCAACACAGUCUACCAGCUGAACGGGACCUUGAGCGUCGAGGUGGAGAAGAGGACCGGGCCGGUGGAGGACAACCUGUUGUGCCAUGCGCCACAGCUGCCCCAGGCUCCGUGCGAGCAUCCCAAAUCCCUCACUGACAACUACAACAAGCUCCUGAAGCUGGACCGAGAGCAAGGGGUCGUGGUGGUGUGUGGAUCAGUGUAUCAAGGCUUCUGUGAGCUCCGAAAAAUGGAGAAUAUUUCGGAGAUAGCGGUGGAGUUCCCACCGCAGGGCGAGAAGACGGUUUUCCCCAGCAUGCUUAACAUAGCUGCCAAUCACCCAAACGCCUCCACUGUCGGGCUCAUCUUCAAGAGCCACGGGGGAAGCACCCGACUUCUUGUCGGGGCCACUUACACAGGGGCUGGUACCCAGUUUUUCCCAAAGAACCACAGCAAGGAGGACCUGCGCUUUGAAAACACCCCGGAGAUCGCCAUCCGCGCCUUGAACAUCAAUGAUUUAUCCCGACUUUUCACCUAUGACAUUAACCCUUCAGAGGAUAACGUAUUCAAGAUCAAACAAGAGGUUAAAACCAAAAACAAGCUGAACUUCGUCCACGCUUUCAUCCAGAAGGCUUAUUCCUACAUCGCCUUCAAUAACGAUGCGAAAAUGGGCCACAAGGAGAGCCAGCCCAACAGCAUCCUCGCCAGGAUAUGUCUGGAUACCGAGAAAAACCGAAAACCCUCCGGGCCAGAGAGCAGGAAGCUCACUGAGUCCUACAUCCAGAUGCCUCUACAGUGUGGAUUUAACGGGAACAUUUACAACCGGCUGCUGUCCGUGUACCCCGCGGAGAUCCACACAGGCGACGGGACGAGCCUAGAGCCGUACCUGUUUGGAGUGUUCUCCAAGGGGGACAGAAAGUCCGCUCUGUGCGCCUUCAAGUUUGGAGACAUCGAGGAGGAGAUUCGACAAGGCCGCAGGAACUGCUCCAACUCUCCCAGCAGCGACGUUCAGGUGCUGGACAGCGUUAUCCAGGGCUCUGGGGCAGCCUGCAUUCAGAAGGGAAACCUAGUGUUGCAGCCCGAGCAGCUGGACUGCGGUGCGGCCCACCUACAGCAUCCUCUUGCUCUACGGAGGCCCCUGAGGGCCAUUCCUCUGGUUGAAUAUACAGCUCUCAGUUCAGUCUCUGUGGAUGACGUGCACAAUCACACUGUGGUUUUUCUGGGAACCAGUAAUGGGCGACUUCGUAAGCUGACCCUCUUGGCGAACAUGACCCUGGCCAAUCAGUGGACACUGAAGCUGCCAGCCAGCGAAGCGGUCCACCACAUCAUGACCUUCGACCCCAACGAUAGCAACUUCCUUUAUCUCAUGACCUCUCGCCAUAUGCUCAGGGUGAAAGUGGCAGACUGUGACCAGUGGAGGAGCUGCAGUGACUGUCUGGGAGCAGGCGACGCCCACUGUGGCUGGUGUACUCUGGAGAACCGCUGUACCAUCCAGAAGGAGUGUGCUCAGGGGCUGUUGGCACGCUCCUGGAUCCGCAUUGGUGAAGGCCUGCAGCAGUGUCCAUCCAUGACCCUGACACCCUCAGAGAUUAGCGUCUCUGCAGACAUCAAGGAUGUCGGCAUUCUGAUAAAUGGUAGUGUUCCUGAUCUGGUUGGCUCCCGGGUGGAGUGUGAAUAUGGGCCGGGUGUUUCUACAGCUGCCACCGUGCACCUGGACUAUGGUCUCACUCUGAUCCAGACCUGUCCCCUGCUUCCUCGACAAAACUACCAACCCAUCCUCCCUGGCACAGAUCACCUGACUGUUUCUGUGGCGAUAAAAGUGAAUGGCACAUCUGUGGUAUCUGGGAGCUUCAUCAUCUAUGACUGCGAGAGGACUGGAGCAAUACACCCCAAGACACCAAAGGGCCGAGCGAUCUGGAGCUGGUGCCGGAGGAAUACUCAGUGAUGAUUGGCUCCUAUCCCUGUAACAUCAGCUUCCAUAACGACCAGCUGUUCCACUGCACCAUCAACGGACUGCUGGGCUCCAGUGAGAGUGAGCUGCCUGUCACUGUGCAAGUGGGGAACUUCCGCCACACCAUCGCCAAAGUCCAGCUUGGCGGCAGCGAGCUGGCCAUCGUGGUAUCCAUUGUGGUAUGCUGUGUGCUGCUGCUGCUGUGCACUGUGGCCCUUGUAGUGUACUGCACAAAGAGCCGAAGGGCAGAACGCUACUGGCAGAAAACUCUACUCCAAAUGGAGGAGAUGGAGUCCCAGAUCAGAGAGGAGAUCCGUAAAGGCUUUGCAGAGCUGCAGACGGACAUGACGGACCUGACCAAGGAGUUGAAUCGCAGCCAGGGCAUCCCGUUUUUGGAGUACAAACAGUUUGUCACACGCACGUUUUUCCCCAAGAUGUGUUCAGAUUACGAGAAGAGUCUGGUCCAGCCCGCCUACGAGAAUGAUGGCCUGGGCCCUCGAGCGCUGCCAGAGACUCACCCGCUUCUGCAGGACUGGCAGGCCACCAACACAACCAGGCCGAACAUAGAGGAGGGGAUCACUCUCUUUGCCACUCUUCUCAAUAACAAACACUUCCUGAUCACGUUUGUCCACGCCUUGGAACAGCAGAAGGACUUUGCUAUACGAGACAGAUGCAGCCUGGCGUCUCUGCUCACCAUUGCCCUUCAUGGUAAACUAGAGUACUACACCAGUAUCAUGAAAGAUCUGCUGGUGGACCUAAUUGAUGCUUCGGCUUCCAAGAACCCCAAACUGAUGCUGCGCCGCACUGAGUCUGUUGUGGAGAAAAUGCUGACUAACUGGAUGUCCAUCUGCAUGUACAGCUACCUCAAGGAAACAGUGGGUGAGCCCUUCUUCCUUCUGCUGUGUGCAAUCAAGCAGCAGAUCAACAAGGGCUCCAUAGACGCCAUCACAGGGAAGGCCCGCUACACGCUCAAUGAGGAGUGGCUGCUCCGCGAGAAUGUCGAGGCCAAGCCACAGAACAUCAACGUGUCCUUCCAGGGCUGUGGCAUGGACUCACUGUCUGUCAGGGUCAUGAAUACAGACACAAUUGGCCAGGUGAAGGAAAAAAUCCUAGAGGUCUUUUAUAAAAACCUGCCAUUCUCCCAGUGGCCCCGAGCAGAGGAUGUAGACCUGGAAUGGUUUGACUCUGGCAGCAACAGUAAGCUCCUGCAGGACUUGGAUAACUCCUCAGUGAUGGAAGAUGGCAGGAAGAAACUCAACACAGUCUUCCAUUACCAGAUCCCAGAGGGUGCGUCGCUGGCUAUGAGCAUGAAAGACAAGAGAGACAACACCCUGGGGAGAGUUAAAGAUCUGGAUACAGAGAAGUACGUCCACUUGGUCCUACCUCAUGAUGAGCUAAAUGAGAACAAGAGGUCACACAGGCAGAGCCACCGGAAGAAGGUCCUGCCUGAAAUCUACCUGACACGCCUGCUGUCCACCAAGGGAACUCUUCAGAAGUUCUUGGAUGACCUCUUUCAAGCCAUCCUCAGCAUCCCUCCGGACCGCCCCCCACUGGCUGUCAAAUACUUCUUUGACUUCCUGGAGGAGCAGGCUGACAAACGGGGCAUCACAGAUCCAGACACGCUGCACAUCUGGAAAACCAACAGUUUACCUCUGCGUUUCUGGGUGAACAUCUUGAAGAAUCCUCAGUUUGUGUUUGACAUUGAUAAGACGGAUCACAUGGACGCCUGUCUGUCUGUCAUUGCCCAGGCCUUCAUAGAUGCCUGCUCCAUUUCUGACCUGCAGCUUGGCAAGGACUCCCCUACCAACAAGCUGCUGUAUGCCAAGGAGAUCCCUGAGUACAAGAAGAGAGUGCAGGGCUACUACCAGCAGAUACAGGAAAUGGCACCUCUCAGCGAGCAGGAAAUGAACGCUCACCUGGCUGAGGAGUCACGGAAAUACAGAAAUGAAUUCAACACCAACCUGGCCUUGACAGAAAUCUACAAAUACGCCAAGAGAUACAGAAAUCAGGUGGUGAGCGCUCUGGAGUCUAACCCCACGGCACGUCGCACUCAGCUGCACCACAAAUUCGAGCAGGUCAUUGCCCUUGUGGAGGACAACAUCUACGAGUGCUGCAGUGAAGCCUGAUCCUGCCAGUGUCUUUUCUACUAGCCACCUCUUUCUCCUGCUGACAGCUGCCUUUCUCCUGCCUACAUAGUUACUUGGGAAUGUCGGCCCCUACGGAGUAAGCCUUCAGAAGUGUCAUUAUUAAUACCACAGGAAGAAGCGUGAAAUGUGGCAGAGCAAAGGACUUAAAGACUUAAACCUGCCUGUCAAGCGUCGUGCAUUUGCAAGGUGUUCCUCCUCUGAUCUGGGAAUGUCAAGCACAUUUCCCCAAAUCUUUCCCCUAUGACACGGACAGAAUUCCAGUCUGGCUCAGCUAUGCUUUUGAGGGAAGGUGUAGGAGCUUGGUGAUGAGGCUUUUUUUUCUGGAUGUCUUUACAGUUACUGGGACCUACAAUAAGCCCUGGUGGCAAUCUUAACGCACUGAACCCUUUUCUUAAGGGAACGAGCCAAUGAUGCACUGUACUGUAUUAUAAUUGUCCAUAGCAAUAUUUAUAGAUGUGUUAUAAUGCUUUCACGUGGCCUGUUCACCAGGAUGAGUCGGAAUGACUGCGAUAAACUCCUCCCAUCUCCUAAAAGCCUGCAAUGUUCUCAGGUGUGAUUGGUGAAGAUGGCUGACACGCACCCAUCGGUGCUUUGAACAAUACGUCCCAGUGCUUUGCGGGUUGAUGAUGGGUUGAGGAGGAGUGGAGAGAGGAAUAUAAAUGACAGAAAUUUAUGAAAUCAGCUGUAAUGUAGUUCACUGGGAAGAGCUGCAUCAUUAUAGAAGUGUUGAUCAGUGUGGUUGUAAAUGAAUGAAUUUCAUGGUGGAUUCUGACCAAUUUCAAAGAGGGAAAUUUGCAUUUAUGAGAAAAAGUGAGCUCAAUAUAAUCUGAAGAGAGACUGUAUUUGUGAUGCCAAAUGACUUGUCAGAGUUUGUGAAAUAAAUUACAGUAUUUAGGAUUUGA
Micropterus salmoides (largemouth bass) is the source of this 5411-nucleotide messenger RNA. RefSeq names its product plexin D1 (gene plxnd1). The record is from RefSeq and is a predicted model, not a curated record. Gene Ontology annotation, molecular function: protein binding; semaphorin receptor activity. Gene Ontology annotation, cellular component: semaphorin receptor complex. Lineage: Eukaryota; Metazoa; Chordata; Actinopteri; Centrarchiformes; Centrarchidae. Gene Ontology annotation, biological process: negative regulation of cell adhesion; regulation of GTPase activity; regulation of cell shape.